AUGUCGGCUGCUCCUCUCAACUCGGACCCCGUGGCCACCCCACCUCGCCCUCCGUCCCCCGUCCACAGCUUCGGUACUCUCGCCGUCCACGCCGGCGCUCCACAUGACCCCGCUACCGGCGCCGUGAUUGAGUCCAUCUCUCUGUCGACCACAUUUGCUCAGUCCGCCGUUGGCAAGCCCGUUGGCGAGUAUGAGUACUCCCGAUCCUCCAACCCUAACCGUACCAACUUCGAGACCGCUGUUGCUGCUCUCGAGCACGCCAAGUACGCCCUCGCUUUCUCCUCCGGUUCCGCCACCACCGCCACUAUCCUCCAGAGUCUCGCUGCCGGCAGCCAUGUCAUCUCCGUCUCCGAUGUCUACGGAGGUACCCACCGUUACUUCACUCAGGUUGCAAAGGCCCACGGCGUCAAGGUUACCUUCACACCAGAGAUCGAGGUCGAUAUCAGCGAGCACAUUACCCCCGAUACCCGUCUGAUCUGGAUCGAGAGUCCUAGCAACCCUACCCUGCGCCUUGUCGAUGUCCGAGCUGUUGUUUCUGAGGCCCACAAGCAUGGUGUCCUCGUCGUUGUUGACAAUACUUUUCUCUCCCCUUACGUCCAGAACCCGCUCGAUUUUGGUGCCGACAUCGUCGUCCACAGUGUCACCAAGUACAUCAACGGUCACAGUGAUGUGGUCAUGGGUGUUGCUGCUUUCAACAGCGACGAGCUCAAGAACCGUCUGAGCUUCCUUCAGAACGCCAUUGGCGCUGUUCCCUCAGCAUUCGACUCCUGGCUUGCUCACCGUGGUCUCAAGACUCUGCAUCUGCGAGCUCGUGAGGCUAGCCGCAACGCUGAUGCUGUGGCCCGAGCUCUUGAGGCUUCUCCUCUGGUCAUUGCCGUCAACUACCCAGGUCUUGACUCUCACCCUCACCGACAUAUCGCCAAGAAGCAGCAUCGUGAUGGUCUGGGUGGUGGUAUGCUCUCAUUCCGCAUCCAGGGUGGUCACGCUGCCGCUGAGCGUUUCUGCCAGGUGACAAAGAUCUUCACCCUCGCUGAGAGUCUUGGUGGUGUUGAGAGUCUGGUCGAGGUUCCCAGCAGCAUGACUCAUGCUGGUAUCCCUCGAGAUCAGCGUGAGGCUGUCGGUAUCUUCGACGACCUUGUCCGCAUCAGCUGCGGUGUUGAGGACGCCCAGGACCUUACCAAUGACGUUCUCCAGGCCCUCGAGAAGGCUACCUCCGCAGCCAAGACCAACGGUUUCAACGGCAAUGGCGUUAACGGCUCCUAG
Molecule: messenger RNA, 1263 nt
Organism: Fusarium redolens
Lineage: Eukaryota; Fungi; Ascomycota; Sordariomycetes; Hypocreales; Nectriaceae
Product: Cys/Met metabolism PLP-dependent enzyme-domain-containing protein
Exons: 1
Coding region: 1-1263 (420 amino acids)
Biological process (GO): transsulfuration
Cellular component (GO): cytoplasm
Molecular function (GO): cystathionine gamma-lyase activity; pyridoxal phosphate binding
Source: RefSeq, a predicted model, not a curated record